AAAAAACAAAAAAAAAUUUGGACCAUUUCUCGAUUUGUGCGUGUCAUCCUUGCGCAGGGGCCAUGCUAAUCUUCUCUGUAUCGUUCCAAUUUUAUCGGAUGUCCCCGAAGGGACAAUCACCUUCUUCACUCCGUCGCUAUAUAAACACAGCUUCUUCUCUUCACUUGAACGAUGUGGGACUGUUUUAAGCUCCUCGCUCGUUUGCAGCCUUAAUGGGCCUAUUCUUUGUAUCAAGCCCAUUAACGUUAUCAACCAUAUAAAAAGCAACUAAAAAGAAAGCUCAAUUUCAAAAUCGUGGAGCCAAGAACAUGACCGUCGUCUUCCUUCGAAUCCAGAUUCAAAAAAUUUCCAUCGGAACUCUGAGGUUACUCCCACGAAACCUCUCCACUAUAAAGCCUUCUCCUUUAUCAUCUCUCUACUCCACACUCUCUUCCCGAAUCGAAGAACACCCGAAGAGAUACGAGCACCACAAUGUCGCUACCUGCAUCGCCGCAUUGCAACGCUGCGCGCACCGCAACGACGCCGUUUCCGGCGGAGAGCUUCACGGCUUCAUGGUCCGGAAAGGGCUUCUCGAAGACUCCCCUCGCGCCGUCACCAGCCUCGUCAACAUGUACGCUAAGUGCGGUCUCAUGCGGCGAGCGAUCUCCGUCUCUGGUGGAUCCGAGCGAGACGUGUUCGCUUAUAACGCGAUUAUCUCUGGGUUUGUUGUGAAUGGGUUUCCUUUUGAUGCUGUUGAGAUGUAUAAAGAGAUGAGAGCUAAUGGAAUUUUACCCGAUAAGUAUACGUUUCCAAGUUUGCUUAAAGGAAGCGAUGCCAUGGAGGUUUCUGAUGUUAGGACGGUUCAUGGAUUAGCGUUUAAACUUGGGUUUGAUUCGGAUUGUUAUGUAGGGAGUGCGUUAGUGAGUUCUUAUUUAAAGUUUAGGGUAGUGGAGGAUGCGCAGAAGGUGUUCGACGAAUUGCCUGAGAGAGAUGAUAGUGUGCUUUGGAACGCUUUGGUUAUUGGGUAUUCUCAGAUAUUUAAGUUUGAGGAUGCUUUGAGAGUCUUUAGUCAAAUGCGUGAAGAAGGUGUUGCCUUGAGUAGGCAUACAGUCACCGGCGUCUUGUCAGCGUUCACUGUGUUAGCGGAUGUUGACAAUGGUAGAUCGAUCCACGGCCUCGCGGUGAAAACGGGGUUUGAUUCUGGAACCGUUGUGUCGAAUGCGUUGAUUGAUAUGUAUGGAAAGAGUAGGUGGCUAGAGGAAGCGGUUAAGAUCUUUGAAGCGAUGGAUAACGAGAGAGAUAUCUUUACGUGGAACUCUGUUUUAUGUGUUCAUGACUACUGUGGUGAUCAUGACGGAGCUUUAGCUAUGUUCAACAGGAUGCUUUGUUCCGGAAUCCGACCUGAUCUCGUUACGUUGACGACAGUUCUCCCCACUUGCGGUCGUUUAGCUGCGUUGAACCAGGGAAGAGAGAUUCAUGGAUACAUGAUCGUCAACGGACUCUUAAACCGAAACUCCAACGAUGAGUUCAUCAACAACUCCUUGAUGGACAUGUACGCGAAAUGCGGGGACUUGAGAGAUGCGCAGACGGUUUUCGACUCGAUGAGGAGUAAAGACUCAGCUUCUUGGAACAUUAUGAUUAACGGUUACGGUGUCCAGAGCUGCGGCGAGCUAGCUUUGGAUAUGUUCUCGCGUAUGUGCGAAGCAGGUGUCAGACCUGAUGAGAUCACAUUCGUUGGGCUGCUACAAGCAUGUAACCACUCAGGCUUUGUUAGCGACGGGAAAAGGUUCCUGGCGCAGAUGGAGACGGUAUACAACGUUAUUCCAACGAGUGAUCACUACACUUGUGUGAUAGACAUGCUUGGCCGUGCAGGGAAGCUACAAGAAGCAUAUAAGUUAGCAGUAACAAUGCCUGUGGGGGAUAAUCCUGUAGUCUGGAGGUCAAUAUUAGCAUCUUGUCGUCUCCACGGGAACAACAUAGGCCUGGGGGAAUUGGCUGUAAAGCGGUUAUAUGAGCUAGAGCCAGAGCAUAGCGGCGCUUAUAUAUUAAUGUCUAAUAUGUAUAUGGAAACCGGUGGAUACGAGCGAGUUUUGGCCCUUAGAGACGCAAUGAAAAAACUGAAUAUGAAGAAGACAGCAGCUAGUAGCUGGAUUGAGGUCAAGCAUGAGAUUCACACGUUCUUUAACAGCGAUAAGACUCACCCGGAAUAUGAAUCUAUCGAGGCUUGUUUAAGCCCGUUGACUUCUCAUAUAUUAGGUGGUCAUUAGUGUACGCUGCUCGACGAUUAUGCCAAAUUUUGGUUAGUCAUAAUAUCCUUCUUUUCGAG
Brassica napus (rape) is the source of this 2305-nucleotide messenger RNA. RefSeq names its product pentatricopeptide repeat-containing protein At3g14730. Gene Ontology annotation, biological process: RNA modification. Gene Ontology annotation, molecular function: RNA binding; protein binding. The record is from RefSeq and is a predicted model, not a curated record. Bases 309 to 2246 code for a protein of 645 amino acids. Lineage: Eukaryota; Viridiplantae; Streptophyta; Magnoliopsida; Brassicales; Brassicaceae. The transcript has a single exon.